CGAUAGCAAGCCAGUACACAUCUCUAAUUCGCGGAAGCAUCGCAUUAAACGCGCACUUUUUUCUGAUAUCUCGAAUAGGUUUGACUCUGUCAAAUAAAUUAGGAGAUAAACAUUUAAUCUGUUUCAUAAACAGUUGUUUUAAAUUAUUAGUUUGUGCUUACAAAAUUUUAAGCGAUGGGAAAAAAGACAGACCACGAAAGCAACGAUGCCUCGUCCGGUGCUGAGCAAGAGGAGGAGGAAUAUGCAGUGGAGAAAAUAUUAGACCGUCGCGUCCGGAAGGGAAAGGUGGAGUAUUAUCUAAAAUGGAAAGGCUAUGCUGAAACAGAAAACACUUGGGAGCCAGAGGGUAAUCUUGAUUGUCAAGAUCUCAUUCAACAGUAUGAGCUGUCCCGAAAGGAUGAGGCCAACACAUCAGCCACAGCAAAGAAAGAUCGACCCGCCGUCAGCCCCAAAGGCAAGGAAUCCGGUCGCACUAGCACCACAGCCAGCAACAGUAGCAAGCGUAAAUCCGAGGAGCCAGCUGGACCUGCAAAGUCUAAGCGGACCGAAACAGACGACGAUUUAAAACAGGGCGGUGCCACCGGCUUCGAUCGUGGCCUGGAGGCUGAGAAAAUACUUGGCGCUUCUGAUAACAAUGGUCGCCUAACAUUCCUUAUUCAAUUCAAAGGUGUGGAUCAGGCCGAGAUGGUGCCAUCGACAGUGGCCAAUAUUAAAAUACCGCAAAUGGUAAUACGAUUCUAUGAGGAACGCCUCUCCUGGUACUCGGACAACGAAGACUAAAUUCUAAAUGCCCCUUUAUGCAAAUAUAUAUACUUUUUUCCUUCAUUUUGACCUUGUUUUAUAUCGAAAAAAAUUUAAAAUUAAAAAUGUAGAAGAAAAAGUAAGUUUUUUUUGUAUUGUAAAGGAACAUAAACACAACAUAUUUAAGGGCUAGGUAGAUUGGAAGCGAAACGACGGCUGAAAGAGUUUUUAAUCCCGCGGUCGUUUCGCGUCCAUUCUAAAAAGCAUUAUGUUAAAAAUCAUUAACACCUGAUUUUUUUUUUGUCAUAAAUUGCAAAUAAAUCUAUGUUUUAAAUGUCUAA
This is a messenger RNA of Drosophila innubila, 1082 nucleotides long. RefSeq names its product heterochromatin protein 1 (gene Su(var)205). The transcript is spliced from 4 exons. Gene Ontology annotation, molecular function: chromatin binding. The coding region runs from base 175 to 780 and encodes 201 amino acids. The record is from RefSeq and is a predicted model, not a curated record. Gene Ontology annotation, cellular component: pericentric heterochromatin; nucleus. Gene Ontology annotation, biological process: negative regulation of transcription by RNA polymerase II; chromatin organization. NCBI's taxonomy places the organism in Eukaryota, Metazoa, Arthropoda, Insecta, Diptera, Drosophilidae.